AUGUCAAAAACUCAAACUGCCUAUAUUUUUGCAUAUUCCACGUCAUUUCUAAUAAUUUCAAUUUUGAUUUCUCUUGUGUGGUUCGCUAAGGAUUUGAGACAGUUUGAAGAGAAAUGUCAAUCACAAUUGGAACUUUUUCGAGAAUUCGAAAAACAGGCGUGGAAUGAUAUUAUUGGAUUGGAAAGGAUGGAGAAAGGUAGAAUGAAGAGACAGGUAAUUUGAUUUUUCAGAGAGAAACUACAGUAAUUCAGAGUUUUCCUGUUUAUAAUCCAAAUUGGUUUUCACAAUAGUAUUUUUUAAAAUUAUUUGUAAAUUUUCCGAAAAAAUUAUUCACAAUGUUUCCUGUUUCAAAGUCACAAGUUUUAGAAAAAUUUUCCAAUAAUAAUUUGUUUUUUUUUUUGGAAAAAUUGAAUUUGGGAUUUCAAACAAUUGAACGAAAUUUAUCCAGAAAAACUUCAAAACCAAAAGUUUCAGCCAUUUUUUGUUCGGCCAAUUUUUAUCCAAAAAAAAUGUUUCAAAAUGUUUUCUUCAAUUUUUUUUUAAAUUUUUGAAGUUUUUCUCUGAACAUGUUCGAUUUUUUCGAAAACCCCGAAUUUCAGAUUAAAUUUUAUGAGAAUUAGAAUUUGGGAAACCUAAAAAUACUCCCAAUUUUUCCAGAAUUACUACGGUCAAUCCAGCCUUCACCGUCAAAAGCGUCGUAAAAAGCGACUCACUCGAAAAUAUCAGGAAUCCAUUGUUCCGGAUAUUUCAGAACUUGGCGAAUAUGCGAAUAGUGAUAGAAGUAAAGAAGUUCCAGCCGAAAAAAUGGUUGAAGAUGGCGAUGGAGAAGAAGUACUCUUCAACAAAUUGAUAUAAAAAAUUUUUUUAAAUUUUUUUUGCAGGUGAAAGAAAGUUUGGGGGUUGAAGAAUUCGCCGGGGAGGAGAUGGAUAAUUCAGUGAAUAUGAAUAAGACUUUGGCUAACUUGACACAUACGGAAAAUGGAUUGGCACAACUUUUAGAAAUUCACAAUGAUAAUGAUGAAGUUAGCUCAACUACUAUGAAAACUUCUGAUACUAAAACUGAAGAAAAUGAAGAGGAAGAAGAAGAAGAGGAGGAGGAGGAGGAAGAAAUCAUUGAGGAAGAGUGCAAUGCAAAUGAGCAAAACUGUAAUUGUCCACGUGGCCCAGCAGGUCCGCCUGGAAUUCCAGGCACAGCUGGAGAAGAUGGGCCAGACGGUGUGAAUGGAACUGAUGGAAGUGAUUGGGAACUAGAAGCUGAAGAUAAGGUUAUAGUGUUAGGAUGUGUGAAGUGUCCGAUGGGACCGCCGGGAAUCGAAGGAGAUCCAGGGCCUCCGGGGGAUAAAGGUGUGGAAGGACGGCAAGGAAAACCGGGAUUGGAUGGAUAUGAAGGUUAUCCGGGUGAACCUGGAGAGGAUGGUUAUGACGGAGAUCACGGGGCGUAUGGUAGACAAGGAUGGCCAGGUCAACCUGGGUUGGAUGCGAAACAGUAAGUUUUUUCGAACCCCGGCAAUCAUUUUAUUUCCCAUUCUUACAUUUUGCAGUUACAUGAAUCCACGUGGCCCUCCAGGCGAACCAGGCGUCGCUGGUCCACCUGGCGAUAACGGUGAUUCAGGUGGCAUUGGCUCGGGUGGCCUCCGAGGUCUCAGCGGUUCAUCCGGCACUCCUGGUAAACAUGGAAUCCCCGGUCCACCCGGUGCACCAGGUCCUCCAGGAGAAGCUGGAAUCCACGGAGAAUUCUACGGUGGUCAAUGUCGAUGUCCAGAUCGUCGUCGUCCGAUUGGAGGUGGUGCACAAUAUCCGAUUGCUCCGCCCAUCUAUCAAACAUCUCCACCGAUUUAUUACACGUCUCCAAUAUAUGUCGAGCCGGCUACAACUACAGAAGUCUAUGUUGAGCCAACGACUACAACAUUAUUCCGAUAUUUUGUGAAGGCAGAAGCGCCGGUAGAAUAUCAAAAACCAGAAAUUGGAGGAAAAUCCGAAUAUGUCAAAGUGUAUGAGACAAUAUCAGACGCGCCUCCGAUUAGUAGCGAAGAUUCGAAUGUUCAUCGACCGGCGACUCCAGAAUUCGUCAGAAAGCGGAAACAUCGCCGAAAACAUUAUAAAUUUAUAUAA
Molecule: messenger RNA, 2112 nt
Organism: Caenorhabditis angaria
Lineage: Eukaryota; Metazoa; Nematoda; Chromadorea; Rhabditida; Rhabditidae
Source: the annotation of a GenBank genome assembly